UCCCACUAGUACUUCCUCUGGUUAAAAAAUACAGUACUAGUUUAACACAGGCAUUCUCGGCUGCCCCAUUCUUCAAAACUAAAAGAUUUGAAUACCAGAAAUUAAAGACGCACUGUAAGCACUAGAUAUAGGGAAUGAGAGUGUGUGAGCUCCCAGUCACUCGUCUUCUCUGAUUCCCAGUAUUCAGUUUUUUCUGGGCUCAGGGACUCAGGAAAGAUGUCUGACGAGAAGAGCAGCAGUGACGGUUUCUACAGAUGGAGUUGGGAUGUAGCGGGAUUCGAACCAAGGUUGUCACCAACGGAGCACGACGAUCACCACAGCUUGACGCCGCCUGCCCCGCUGGUCCGGAGGCACUCGAUCUCACCCUCAUCCAUCUCUUCGUAUUCGGAAUUAUCUAAGCACGCCAAGAGCUCCGGACUCCUCAGAUUGAAGAACAAAAUCAAGCUUGUUAGGGAGGACUAUGCCGAGUUGCGACAAGAGGCCAGUGAUCUGCAGGAAUAUUGCAAUGCAAAACUUGACCGCGUCACACGCUACCUUGGUGUACUUGCUGACAAGACCCGUAGAUUAGAUCAAGCAGCUCUUGAUACAGAAGCUAGAAUUUCUCCUUUGAUAUCCGAGAAGAAAAGAUUAUUUAACAAGUUAUUGACUACCAAAGGAAAUGUACAAGUAUUUUGCCGUGUACGGCCACUUUUUGAAGACGAAGGUUCAUCAGUUGUUGAAUAUCCUGACAGUUUUACUGUUCGUGUCAAUACUGGUGAUGAUAGUUCAUCUAAUCCUAAGAAGGAUUUUGAGUUUGAUAGAGUUUAUGGUCCUCAUGUUGGACAAGCUGACCUUUUUAAUGAUAUUCAGCCUUUUGUUCAGUCAGCUUUUGAUGGAUUUAAUGUUUGUAUAUUUGCUUAUGGCCAAACACACUCAGGGAAGACACACACCAUGGAAGGGUCUAGUCAUGAUCGUGGGUUAUAUGCUAGAUGCUUUGAAGAGCUGUUCGAUUUAUCCAAUUCAGAUGCAACUUCCACAUCUAAAUUUAGUUUCUCAGCUUCACUCUUUGAGCUUUAUAAUGAACAGAUUAGAGAUUUGCUUUUGGAAUCUGGCAGUGAUCGUCCAAAAAUUGGCAUCAAGUUACCAGAUUGUGUUGUGGAACUUGUACAGGAAAAGGUGGAGAACCCAUUAGAUUUUUCAAAAAUCCUCAAAGUAGGAUUUCAGAAUCGAGGAAGCAAUACAUCAAAGUUCAACGCCACUCAUCUGAUAAUCUGCAUACAUAUAUAUUAUGAGAACUUGAUCACUGGUGAGAAUUAUUGCAGCAAACUCUCUCUCAUAGACUUGGCUGGAAGUGAGAGUGCAACUAUAGAAGACGAUACUGGGCUUCAUGCAACAGAAGUGCUGUAUGUAAUGAAAUCUCUAUCAGCAUUAGGGGAUGUUUUGAAUUCCUUGACCUCAAAGAAGGACAAUGUUCCAUAUGGAAACUCGAUGCUUACUAAGUUAUUUUCAGACUCAUUAGGCGGAGAUUCAAAGACAGUAUUGGUUGUCAAUCUUUGUCCAAAUGCUUUAAAUUUGUCUGAGACAUUGUCAUCCCUCAAUUUUUCUGCAAGAGCUAGGAGUGCUGUACUAAGUCUUGGAAACUGGGAUACCAUCAAGAAAUGGAGAGAGAUCGCAAAUGAUGCUCGCAAGGAACUCUAUGAGAAGGAGAAAAUAAUAUGUGAUCUGAAAAAGGAAAUUAUUGGACUAACACAGGAUCUGAAACGUGCCAACGAUCAGUGUGUCCUACUAUUCAAUGAAGUUCAGAGUGCUUGGAAAGUUUCUUAUACUCUCCAGUCAGAUUUAAAGGCUGAGAAUAUAAUGCUUGUUGAUAAGCAUGAGAUAGACAAGGAACACAAUUCACUACUUAGAAGUCAAUUGGCUGAACUUUUGCAGUUGGAGCAAGAGCAGAAGAUGCAAAUAAAACAAUGUGAUUCCACUAUCCAAACACUUCAGACUAAAAUCAAAUGCCUUGAGUUACAACUGAAUGAAGCCCUUUCUUCUAGUGAGAGAACAUUAAUAAAUGGCCAAGAAUCAAGGCUUACAAUGCAAACUAAUUUCAGUCCAAGUGGCAUCAUCGAUUCUACUGCUGCUACUAGAAGACUUGAAGAGGAACUUUUAAAACGUGAUGCAUUGAUUGAGAGGUUGCAUGAAGAAAAUGAGAAGCUAUUUGACAAGUUAACAGAAAAAGCCUCACUAGCCGGAUCACCUCAGGUGUCAAGUUCAUCACCUAAAAGAGCAACUAUAGAAAACCGAGACGUGGGAAGAAAUGUCACAAAUGAUAAUAACGACAAAGGACAUCCUUUGGGUGGGGUUCCUUUUCCGUCAGAUAAGCCUGAAGAAUCUGUUGCUUUGGUCAAACCGUGUGCUGAAAGUAUAAAGAGAACCCCAGCUGGAGAAUAUCUAACUUCUGCCUUAAAUGAUUUCGAUCCUGCACAAUAUGACGGCAGCCUUGCUGCCAUAUCUGACGGAGCAAAUAAGCUUUUAAUGCUGGUUCUGGCUGCUGUCAUUAAAGCAGGCGCGUCUAGAGAGCAUGAGAUACUUGCUGAAAUUCGGGAUGCUGUUUUUUCUUUCAUUCGUAAAAUGGAACCAAAGAGAGUAAUGGAUACCAUGCUUGUUUCCCGUGUUAGGAUAUUGUAUAUUAGAUCUCUGCUUUCUAGGUCACCAGAGCUCCAAUCUAUCAAGGUGUCCCCAGUUGAGUGCUUUUUAGAGAAAGCUAAUACUGGUCGAAGUAGAAGCUCUAGCCGUGGUAGUAGCCCUGUAAGGUCUCCUGUGCGUUACAAUUCUCUACUAGAUGAACAUAUACAGGGAUUUAAAGUAAAUUUAAAGCCAGAAAAGAAAUCAAAGAUAUCAUCUGUGGUUCUCAGGAUACGUGGUAUUGAUCAGGACACAUGGAGGCAGCAUGUUACUGGGGGAAAGCUCAGAGAGAUAACUGAGGAAGCCAAAAGCUUUGCAGUUGGAAACAAGGCUCUUGCUGCUCUUUUUGUUCAUACUCCUGCGGGAGAGCUGCAGCGUCAAAUCAGAAAUUGGCUUACAGAGAACUUUGAUUUUCUUUCUGUUAGUGAUGACACAGUUGGUGGAGCUACCGGUCAGCUAGAACUUCUUUCUACUGCAAUAAUGGAUGGCUGGAUGGCUGGACUUGGUGCUGCAAUGCUGCCUGAUACUGAUGCCCUGGGUCAGCUUUUGUCCGAAUAUGUAAAGAGAGUUUUUAGUUCUCAGCUUCAGCACUUAAAGGACAUAGCAGGCACCCUGUCAACAGAGGUUACAGUAGACUCUGUGCAAGUGGCUAAGCUGCAUUCAGCUUUAGAAUCGGUUCAUCACAAGCGAACGAAGAUUUUACAGCAAAUGAGAAGGGAUGUGGCAUUGUUUACAUUAGAUUCUCCAGUUCGAAGUCCUUCGACAGGAGCCGAAGAUGCUCGACUUGCAUCACUGGUUUCCCUUGAUGGCAUAUUGAGACAAGUCAAGGAUAUUUCAAGGCAAUCGCGUGUUAGCAGCCUUGGUAGAAGUAGGAAGAAAGAAAUGAUUGCAUCUCUAGAUGAGCUUACAGAACAUAUGCCUUCCUUACUUGACAUUGAUCAUCCAUGUGCUCAAAAGCACAUUGAAGAUGCACGACGUAUGUUGGAGUCAAUUCCUGAAGAGGAUGACAUUGUAAAUGCUUCUUCGGAAAGGAGUGCAGAUGAUGCUGUGGAAGAAACUGAGGUGGCACAGUGGAACGUUCUUCAGUUUAACACAGGUUUAGCAUCACCCCCUUUUAUCAUUAAAUGUGGAGCUAACUCGAGUUCUGAAUUGGUGAUAAAAGCGGAUGCCCGAGUUCAAGAACCAAAAGGAAGUGAGAUUAUGAGAGUUGUUCCCAGACCAACUGUGCUUGAGAAUAUGAGCCUGGAGGAGAUGAAACAGUUAUUCACAGUGCUUCCUGAGUCCCUAAGCCACCUAGCUCUUGCUAGGACAGCAGAUGGAACUAGAGCUAGGUACUCCAGGUUAUACAGGACGCUUGCCAUGAAGGUUCCAGCAUUGAGGGACCUCAUAAGUGAACUAGAGAAGGGUGGAGUGCUGAAGGACGUGAGAAGUUAGAACCAGACAAGGGGGUGUAUUUGAAUAUAAAUUCCCAGGUUGGGCCUUCUCCACUUGUGUCAUGAUUCCACAUAUUUUUAACCAAUGUACACCAGUUUAGGUAUGUAUGCUGAGCAUGUAUAUAAUACUGCCUUCGUAAAAUUCAAUUGGUAUAAUAUCUUCCUAACAUUUACCCUCGCCAUUUGUAUAUAUUCAUGUUAUGUUAUUAGGGUUGGACUAUGUUAAUAGAAGUAUUGUGGAAUUGUUCAUCUGCCCGGAGUGGCAAGAUUUUAUUGGUGUACGUUGUGAAUGGAAUUAUCCCAAACGACAACAACAAACACGUAUCAUGAAUUCAUGUUGCACAAUCUUAAGUAUAGCAGUAAAACAUGUCAUAAUUGUACUUAAAUAAAUAUUCAAAUUUAUUUUGGUGCUUUUUAGUUUUUCUUUUUACCUAUUAUUCGUCUAUUUACUUUUAGGGGGUGUAUUGUAUUAA
Molecule: messenger RNA, 4558 nt
Organism: Cuscuta epithymum
Lineage: Eukaryota; Viridiplantae; Streptophyta; Magnoliopsida; Solanales; Convolvulaceae
Source: the annotation of a GenBank genome assembly